Molecule: messenger RNA, 876 nt
Organism: Solanum dulcamara
Lineage: Eukaryota; Viridiplantae; Streptophyta; Magnoliopsida; Solanales; Solanaceae
Exons: 2
Coding region: 1-876 (291 amino acids)
Source: RefSeq, a predicted model, not a curated record
AUGGAUGGAGUUGAGUUUGAAGGCAUUGUUGACCCUACAAAUACUGAGCAGUGGUUUGAAUGGAUUGAAAGAGUGUUUGAGCAGUUAGAGUGUUCUAACGCUGCCAAAUUUAAGUAUGCUAUCUCACUAUUACAAAAAGAUGCCUAUGAUUGGUGGUAUGUCCCACCUGCUUAUAAUGAUGCAAAGAAAAAAGAGUUCUUAAAUUUAGAGCAAGGGAGUAUGUCUAUCGCUGAAUAUCAACAAAAGUUUCUUAGGCUGUCUCGCUAUGCUAGGGGUAUUAUUAAUAACAAAAAAGAUAAGUGCAGGCGAUUCAUAGACGGUUUGAAUGAUUCUAUCAGAAAAUCUGUAGCGUUCCUACAACAUGAAAACUUUUGUAAAUUAGUUUCAGAUGCUCCUACUUGGGAAAGGAUCGACAAGGAACAAGCUGGUAGAAAUGAACAAAACUUCAGGAAAGCUUAUGCCGAUUCAGGAGGUCCAUUAAAAAGAGGGAGGUUUGACAGUUCCAUGGCUAAUACUUUUCGCAAGUUAGCCCAACAUAAGCAGAAUAGAUCAAUUACGUCUACUGCCAGUACUCCAAGUUAUGGCCAAGGCAAGACUCGUAUACCCACUUGUGCACAAUGUGGAAAAAAUCACUUUGGUACUUGUAGAAGAGCUUCUGGCGCUUGUUUUAGUUGUGGGAGCAUCGAUCAUAAAGUGAGGUAUUGUCUUAAUCCUAACCCCAUUUCUUCUCCGCGUACAGAAGGCUCGGUUCAAAAACCUGUUACCACUCCCUCUGAAGGAAAUAGAGGUGCAAGAUCUAGAAAUAUGCAAGCAACGGGUACAGGUGCAACCAAUCCAGCUAUGGGUCAAGAGCUACAGCACGACCUUAUGCGAUGA